GUCGAGUCGGAUGAAGUGGUGGUGAGGAGGCUGCUGUUGCAACAGCAGCAACAACAACAACAACAACAACACGAAGAACAUGAACAUGAACACGUCGAACAUAGAGAGGAACAGCAUGCAGUUGCAUCAAUGUUGCCUCAACAACAACAACAGCAGAGGCAAUUCAACAACCAACAAAAUCAACAACAACAACAGUUACAGGAUGCGGAAAUGAUGACCGAUACGCCACAAGAAGAGCAGCAAGAUCAUCUGGAACAACACAAAAAGCCAGAAGAUACACAGGAUGAUAUGGUAUUAAACAAUGAUCAGGAGGAUCAGGACGAUGACGACGAGGAGGAUGAGGAGGAGGAGGAUGAUGGCGGCACCAUUGUGGAGGAUAGCGAUGCAACCAGUUGCAGCAGUUGUCGCCGUGCGGAGGUUGAAGAACAACAACAACAACACAACCAAUCGUCGUGGUUAUCACCACCGCCUUUGGCCAAACAAGAUGAUGUCUAAGAAUGCGCUCCUCACACACACACCCACAUACAGGGAGGGGAAUACCCCUUUUGUAACUUUUUGAGGGUACUCCCUGGAAUCUUGUUAAACAGAAAACGAAAUCAAGAAAUCAUAGAAACGCGCUGCAUACACUGAAAACAACAAGCGAUUAAAAGAAGCUAUACCCUAGCAACGACGAUCAUCAUCAUUCCCCCAUCCUGCUUGCACUCACACACACACACACACACACCAGAAACACUUGAUAUUUUCCUUAGAAUUUGCAUUGUUUAUUUAAUUUUGUCUCGGGACCUACAAAUGUAUCAAUGUGCUGGCGCUUGGUUAGACUUUAACAACAACAAAAAGCGUAAUUAAACAAUUGUUAACUAGAAAUGAAAA
Molecule: messenger RNA, 870 nt
Organism: Drosophila kikkawai
Lineage: Eukaryota; Metazoa; Arthropoda; Insecta; Diptera; Drosophilidae
Source: RefSeq, a predicted model, not a curated record